AUGGAAGUUAAGUUAUCUUGGGACCAAGAAAUUGAUUCAAAUUCAAAAUCACAAUUUUGUAAAUGGUUGAAUGAUUUGCAGUAUCUGGAAAGAAUGAGAAUACCAAGAUGGUUAAACUGUGAUCGUGAGAUUGAAAAUAUCUCACUUCAUUUCUUCAGCGAUGCGAGUAAACUUGCAUAUUCAGCUGUGGCCUUUGUUCGAGUACAAACAAGAGAUUCGGUUCAAGUUCAUUUGGUGCAAGCUAAAGCGAGAGUUGCACCCAGCGGAAGGAAAAAGACAAUAGCUCGAUUGGAACUUCUUGGAGCUACAAUAUGUGAACGUUUAGCAUCCAGCAUAAUACCUGAAUUUCAAGCUGAUGAUAUUUGUUUUUGGACAGAUUCGUCUACUGAGCUAGCUUUGGAUACAGAGAAAAUGAAGUAUGGGACGUAUUUGUUCACAACAGAAUUAAUGGAAAUAAAGCGACUGACUUCUAUUGAAUCUUGGAGGCACGUACCAGGAUCACUGAAUCCUGCUGAUUUGCCCAGUAGAGGAUGCUCUGCUUCUUAUUUAAUUAAAUCUAGAUGGUGGAAGGGCCUAAAUAAAUGGCUAUAUUUAUCACCAGAAAAAUGGCCAAAAGAAGAUUUUAGUGCUGAUGAAGAAGAAAUAGCUCUUGAGAAAAAGAAAAGAAUUAUUUCGUCCUUAAUAAAUCUUAAUGCUAGUGAAAUAGUUGCUACUAGAUUCUCAAGUUAUCGUAAGACAAUCAGACUGGUAGCGUGGAUGUGUCGUUUUGUUUACAACUGUAAACAUCAAAACAAGAAAAAGGAUGAACUUACUGUAUCUGAGUUAAAUGAAGCAGAGAAUAUCUUGAUUCGUUUAAUACAAAAUGAGUCCUUUAAUGGAAUAGAAGAUAAACGGAUUUUAAGUCUUAAUCCAUUCAUUGAUUGUGGGAUCAUCAGAACUAAAACAGCGAUAUUUCAAAGAGAAGAUACAUCUGAGUUCAGAACUCCUGCUAUUUUGCCAAGUGAUCAUCCUCUUAUAAGAAGUUUAAUAAUGGAAGAACAUAAGUUGAAAGGACAUGUUGGAGUUUUCUCACGUCCUAAAUUCCUUAAGAGAAAGAUUUUGGAUAUUAGCAGGAAGAAGAGUUGUGUCAUCCGUUUUGAAAACUUGUAUAACCUGUUUAAGCGUUAUUCAAACAAAAAUGUUAACCCACCACGCCACCACUUCCUAGAGUGUGGGACAGCUUAA
Stegodyphus dumicola is the source of this 1224-nucleotide messenger RNA. RefSeq lists its product as uncharacterized. Lineage: Eukaryota; Metazoa; Arthropoda; Arachnida; Araneae; Eresidae. The record is from RefSeq and is a predicted model, not a curated record.